UGACGUCACGCACUCGUGCAGGUAAUCGACGAGGUGGUUAUCAUCGUUAGUCGUGCAGCAACGAACCAGCAACGUAUACCGCGAUGGCGUCUCGAGGCCUCACAUCGAUACCCGGCGAAUGCAAACUAGUGCGCGACCUCUCCUACCGACAACUCAAUGGACUCGCCAGCAUCCUCGACUGCAUCGACGGCAAGAUGGCCGGCUGGGAGAGGCUCAUCGCAGAGAUGCCGAAGGGUACGUACGACAGCGUACAGAUCGGGACGUUUCGUUUGGCUCAGCUUCGUCUCAGCGGCAGCCCGACGUACGACCUACUGACCGACAUGGGCUACCGUGGCCGCACCGUUGCUCAGUUGAUCUCCUAUCUCGAAAAAAUCGAAAACGAAAAGGCAUUGGAAUUGCUGAAACCGCCAGAGGCGCCAAGGAUAGUCAAGCAACCGACGGUGGGAAUCGCUCCGGAGGACACAGAGAUUCAGCUCGAGUGUUUUGCCGUUGCGUUGCCGUUUGCGCAGUAUCGUUGGUUUCGAGGUAAACAGCCCGUCGAGGAGGUACCGGGCGAGGUGAGCGGUGCGAGGGACCGCUUGCUGACAUUCAAGCGAGCCAGACCGCACCACAAUGGUCAGUACUGCUGUCGCGCGUUGAACAAGAUGGGCCACAUCUUCAGCAACUGGGUGGAGGUCAGAGUGAUUGCCAACCCUCCUCGUGGCGCUAUCGACCCUCUACCUCAAGUGUCUGGUCCACACCGUCAGCCAUCUGUUUUGGGUGCUCCGAGAAUCACUCAGCAUCCGAGGUCGACGUCUGUUCAGGAGGGAGAUCAGUGUGUGUUGUCGUGUGAAGCGGCCGGGAAUGCGUCACUGGUUUAUCGCUGGUUCAAGAACGGUGUGGAGAUGCCCAAUGGUCAAGGCACGAGUAUUCUGUUCCAGCCCGUUCAUCCUGCUGAUGCUGGUCAGUACUUGUGUAAGGUCACCAAUGCUGUUGGUGAGGAUGUAUCAAACACUGCGAAUCUCCAAGUUGUUCCUUCUGGCCCGGGAAUGGAGAGGUCUGGUCGCAGUCCGUCAGUUGCAGUUCCUCAUGUUCAUAUCGAUGAGGCGUACGUUGGACGAGAAGUGACAUUGGUGUGUGGUGGUGACAUCCAUAAUGUGAUAUGGUUCAAGGACGAUAAACUUAUUGAGGGUGCAUCCGGGGUAAGGCAAUGGAAGCUGCCAAGAGUUCAGUCUGGCAAUUUCGGUCAAUACUCGUGCAAGUCAAUCAGUGGGUCGUCGGUCUCUCAGCACAACGUAGAAGUAUCAGUUGUGCCGCCAUUUGAACCACAAACCGGUGGUCAACAGUAUACUGUCAGUACUUGUCGUGGGAAGGUUGCACUUCUCAUUGGCAAUCAAAAAUACCUGAGUGCAGAGUUGACUACACUUCGUCAGCCACACAAUGAUGUCCAAGCGUUGGCUGGUCAACUGACCAGUUUAGGUUUUCAUUGUGUUACGUUGAUUGAUGCAUCAAAGAAAGAGAUGGAGCAUGCGUUGGAGUUCUUCGAGUACCUCCUGGUGUCCGGUGUUCAUGCCUUGUUCUAUUUUGCUGGACAUGGCUUUGAAGAGAACGGCGAAAACUACCUUGUUCCUGUUGAUGUUCACGAAGGAUUCUCGCUGCAAGAAUGCAUUAAGGCGCAGUAUAUCCUUCGGGUGCUACAAGAUCAUGAUACAGCUCUAAAUUUCCUGAUUCUCGAUAUGUGCCGCAAGGCAAGAGAAGAAAGCAGUUCUGCCCAACAGAGCUGCCCACAACCACUUCACAACAGGGCAAAUACCAUCAUCUCAUAUGCAUGCAAUCCACAAUACGAUGCAUACGAGAGCAAACACAUUGCCAGCGAUAAUGGUAUUUUCAUGACCCAUUUCCUAAGACACAUUAGUGAAGUGAAACGAGUCGAAGACCUCCUAAUGAAUGUCAAUACAGCUGUAUACAAUGCUCGACCCGAGGCUGUUGUAGAAGACAAGUGGCAGAAACCAACCUUUAUAUCAAGUUUGGCUCAUCGAGUUAGUCUCCACGACCAGGUUGUUUAUAAUGAUCCACAAUACCCUUCAGACAACCAAUUCAGUGACAGCAUGCGAUUAUGGGAGCGAGCACACACAAUUCCUCCACCUGUCAAUCUCGAAGGUCACGAUUAUCCGUUUCAUGGAGAUGGUCUAAAGCUAAAACUGAUCUUUGAAUCUGAGUUUUCCAACGUACUUCUGAUAAGGGUCCAUGUCGUACACCCGACGACGGUUACCAACAUCCAUGUCAGCAUCACAGCAACAGGAUCGGCCAACAAGCUGUCCACCUACCAUGUCAUUGACCUGCAAAAUCAAGGAUAUUCAACUAUGUCAUCUGAGAGGACAAUGAGCAGCAGCAGUGCACACAGCAGCAUGAGUUUUAAUAGCUCGCGAGCUGUGUCUGGAGUAUCUCAGGGUGCCGUCCCACCAUUUUUGUUCAAGAUAGAAAAGCUGCAACGAAUUAGAGGGAAUGUGAACUUGAUGCUACAUUUGCAGUAUAUGACCAUCAAGUAUGGCACAUCCAGGCACGAGAGUCACAACGUUAGAACAACCAUUGAUCCACCUCUCAUUGCAAAAAUCUACCAGCUCGACAAGGGAUCAUAGUCACAUAGAGUAGUCGUAAUUUGUAAGACACCUUUCUAGUGCUAGCGAAGUAUUUUAUGUCAUAACAUUUGCAGAAGUCACCGCCAUAAGUAUGUCUUUUUCUUAUGACAGUGAGCCAGUAACCUUGUAGUAGGUAGUUUAGAUGGGUCAUGGUGUGCAUUUGAAAUCAGCUAAUAUGGAAAAUCCACAGUCACCCAG
Molecule: messenger RNA, 2816 nt
Organism: Corticium candelabrum
Lineage: Eukaryota; Metazoa; Porifera; Homoscleromorpha; Homosclerophorida; Plakinidae
Product: mucosa-associated lymphoid tissue lymphoma translocation protein 1-like
Exons: 9
Coding region: 84-2618 (844 amino acids)
Biological process (GO): proteolysis
Molecular function (GO): cysteine-type endopeptidase activity
Source: RefSeq, a predicted model, not a curated record